UUAGUUAUCAAAAAUAUUAUAAAAAAGAAAUCCUUUUAACCUAUUAUUUAAAGAAACUUUAUUUCAAAUGAAUAUUUCUUUUUUAAAUUUUUGCUUUCUAAUUAAUGACAUAUUAUGUCAUCUUUGACUAAAACAGAAGAAAAACUCAAUAUUUAAAACCCUAAGACUUAGUCUGAUUAGUCUGAUGUUUUACCAGCUGUUGUUUGUUCUCCAUAGCUAAUCAUUAAUUUAAAAAAAAUUUAUAAAAUCAAAGUUAAAAAAAUAAAUACAUAAAUUACUAUAUAUUGUACAUAUUUUAAAAUACUAAUUAUAAAUGGUAAAUAUUUUUUCUAUUUUUAAUAAAUGCAUUAAAAUGUAUUAAAUAUGUCUGUUUAUUUUGUGUUUAUUUAUAGCUUAUUAAAAAAUUGAAAAAAAUAAAAUGAACAAGAUUUUAUGUACACUUGGUAUUUUAUCAAAUGAUCUAUGUCAUAAAAUGGUGUACACUAAAUCAAUUGGAUUGAAAGAUUUAUCAAGCUAUUCAGAGAAAGAUAGAAAUUUAUUAUUAUGGAGAUCUGGACUAUCAAUAUUAAAUGUUAAUGUUAAAAUCUGUUUACAUCAUGAACAAAUUUUACUUAACCGGUUUGCUAACUCCCAAAAAAAUUGCAUUGACCCAUUUAAAAAGCAUAAAACUAAUAUAAAGGGUGGUUUGCGAGAAAUUGAUAUUCAACUGGCAAAAGAUAUGUGUUCAAUUGGUAUUAAAACAACACCUGGUUUUAAAAUGUGUCCUUCAUGUCGAAAAGAAGUGGUAAAAAAAAAUAGAUAAUUGGUCUACCUUACAGGAUCACAAUGGUGAAGAUGAUUUUCUGGAACAAACAUUUUUUGAUGAAAAUAUAGAAAUGGCACAAGAAAAAGAACUUAUAAACACCAGUUUUGAUAAAUUAGAUGUUUCGCCAGUAAAAUUUCAUGGGGUUCCACAACAUGUUAAAAUUUCUCUAGGAAAAAGAAAGUUAAUCCAAGCUACUGAUGUUAUGUCACAAAUCCUCAAUGUUAACGCAACAGACCUGAAAAAUGAUGUUACUGGGGAGCCCAAUGUUGAAAAUCAGAAGACAGCUGAAGAUCUAGAUAAAUUGAUACUUUCAAUGCAAGAAAAGCUAAAAACAGCAAAUAGAAUAGAAAAGAUUCAGAUUUUAACAUUGGUUCCAGAUUCAUGGUCUUUAAGGAAAGCAGCUGAAGUAUUUAAUAUAUCAAAAUCAACCAUAACUAAAGCAAGAAAACUUAAAUUUGAAAAAGGAAUAUUAACACUUCCAGAAAAAACUAACAUUGUUAGAAUUGAAUCAGAUAUCAUUAAUAAGGUGGAAAGCUUCUAUUGUAAUGAUCAGUUUAGUAGGCAGUUACCAGGUAUAAAAGAUUUUGUAAGUGUAUCCAAAAAUAAACAUGUAUCAAAGCGAUUACUUCUUUGCAAUUUAAAGGAAUUAUUUAUUGAAUUCAAACUAGAACACCCUCAAUCCAAAAUAGGAUUUUCUAAAUUUGCUCAGUUAAAGCCAAAAUGGUGUAUUUAUGCUGAUCGAAAAGGAACCCAUGCUGUUUGUAUAUGCGCAAAACACCAAAACCUAAAGCUUAUGCUUAGCGCAGUUAAACUGGAGGAGAAUUACCAUGAACUUAUUGAGAAGAUUGUUUGUAGCAGAAAGUCAAGGGAAUGCAUGGUCCAUAGAUGUAAUCAAUGCCCUGGAAUUCAAAAUAUUAUAAAUUAUAUGACUGCAAAUCUAUUGCAAAAUGAAGGAUCAUUUGAAGAGAAUGACAAAGUGGAUGAAGAUGAAACAAUUGAAUACAAACAAUGGAGUACAACAGAUAGAGCAGAGCUCCUAAGUAACACAUGUACAAUAAGUGAAUUCAUUGAAAGUCUUAGUGGAAAACUUGAUAGCAUAACAUCUCACUCUAUAUUGCUAAAGCACAAAGUAAAUAUUUAAAUACAUUAAAGUCAUCCAUACCCAAAAAUGAAAUUAUUAUUUUCGUUGAUUUUGCAGAAAACUUUAGAUUAAUCAUUCAAGACGAAAUCCAAAAACCACUGGAACCAACAGCAAUGCACACUACAUCCUGUAGUUAUUUAUAACAAAAAUGAUGAGGGUUCUACUAAAAGUCAACCAAUGUCUUUAUGUUUUAUAUCUGAUGACUUAACACACGAUGUUGGAUUUAUUUAUUGUAUAGUAAAAAGAACUGUCCAAUUUGUACAAAAAAUGUUUCCCAAUACCAUAAAAAUCCACUAUUUCUCUGAUGGUUGUGCUGGUCAGUACAAAAAUUGCAAACGUUUUUUAAAUUUAUGUCAUCAUGUUGAAGAUUUUGGGAUGCAAUGUGAAUAGAAUUUCUUUGCAACAUCACAUGGAACGUCACCAUGUGAUGGCAUUGGUGGAACAGUUAAAAGACUUGUUUCAAAUGCUAGUCUUCAACGUCCAAUUGACUUACAAAUUCAGAGUGCUGAAGAAAUGUUUAAUUUUUCAAAAGAUAAUAUAUUUGGCAUCCACUUCUUUUUUUUAAAAGGCGAAAAUAUUUUAUCAGUCCGUAAAUCUCUGACUCUCUGAUUGAAUAAUGCAAAGACUUUACCUAGUACAAGAAGUUUCCACCAAUUUAUUCAACAGGAUGCAACAAGCAUAAAUGUCAAAAGAGUCUCUGAACAGGAGGAGUUUAAUCUAACAUUCAACCUUACUGGCUCAAUUCAAUACCUUCAAGAAAUCAUUGUAGGAAAAUAUUAUAUCUGCAAAUAUGAUAUGUUUAACUGGGUUGGUUUGGUAUUUGAAGUUGGCGAAAGAAAUGAAGAUGCUCUUGUAAAAUUCAUGCAUCCUCAUUUACCUAACACUUCAUUACACUGGCCAAAUAGAGAUGAUUGUUGUUGGGUUCCAAAGCCCCAUAUUUUAAUUAUGAUAAAAAAAACCAUCAUUUUCAAGAUCAGGGCGCAUAUACCAGAUAGACACUGAUGAUUUGCAUAAAAUUCAAUUUUUAAAUUAACUCAAUCAUAUUACACCAGUUUUCUUAUAUAAGCAAUUUAUGAAUUAUUUAGAUGCAAGUUCUGGUUUUUUAUUGACUAAUUUUUUAUUUAAAGCUUGUAUUUGUUUGAUUAUUUUGACUUAAUAUAUUACAUCUAUUA
Messenger RNA from Hydra vulgaris (swiftwater hydra), 3118 nucleotides. The record is from RefSeq and is a predicted model, not a curated record. Lineage: Eukaryota; Metazoa; Cnidaria; Hydrozoa; Anthoathecata; Hydridae.